AUGGCCGAAUUCCGAGCUAUACUCCAGAAGACCAUCGACUCCUUCGUGGAAAACAACACGCAGGCUGUCAAAAAGCAGGAUGUAGCCCUUUUAUCCGCCAUUCUGACCGACGAUUGCGUCCGCAAGUACCACCCACGAUCAUUCGUGAAACGCUACUCGCAAUUCUUGAAGCCCCAACUCACCAACGCCGAGUACGAGGCGCAGAUGAAGAAUGAGCUCGGCACUAUGAAGGAUGUCCAGCAGAAGAUAACCAACACAGUUAUUGACACUGAGGCACGCACUGCCGUCCUCUUUAGUGAGCAGACCAUCACCACGGCCAACGGCGGCACCAGCGUCGUGGAGGUACUCUGGGGUCUUACCUUUACGGAGGAUGGAAGCCGUGUAGCUCAAGUGUUGGAGUACGUGGACUCCCAAGUCAUAGAGCAGAUGUUGAGCAACAUGGGGGCUCACUAG
Messenger RNA from Clonostachys byssicola, 453 nucleotides. The record is from the annotation of a GenBank genome assembly. Lineage: Eukaryota; Fungi; Ascomycota; Sordariomycetes; Hypocreales; Bionectriaceae.